Molecule: messenger RNA, 1956 nt
Organism: Aaosphaeria arxii CBS 175.79
Lineage: Eukaryota; Fungi; Ascomycota; Dothideomycetes; Pleosporales
Exons: 2
Coding region: 1-1956 (651 amino acids)
Source: RefSeq, a predicted model, not a curated record
AUGACGGCCGCCACAGCCAACGCCAAUAGAUCAUUCCCUCUCCAUCCAUUCUCCACGAAUCCCCUUCUCACACGAGACGAUGUCGUUGCUGCUGUCGCCUCUUUGUUGGAUCCAUUGGCAGGUGGAGAUUCUCCCAAACAUGCCAUGAUCAAGGUUGGCAGCUCUGGCACGAGGUUUGACGAAACCGCCGCCCAGGUUGAGGGUUACGCCCGUCCGCUUUGGGGCCUGGCGCCAUUGCUUGCAGGAGGUUCCAAAUAUGCAGGCACUGAUCGUUUUGUACAGGGCAUCAUCGCCGGCACUGACCCAGACAGCGAUGAGUUCUGGGGUUUCAUGGAGGAUCAGGACCAGAGGAUGGUGGAGGCAUGCCCCAUCGGGUACACGCUCGCCAUUGCUAACAAGGACUUUUGGGAUCCCUUGACUGACAAGCAGAAGAAGAAUAUCGAGUCUUGGCUAGGGAGCAUGAAUGAUAAAGACAUGCCUAAUACCAAUUGGCUAUGGUUCCGCGUCUUUGCAAAUCUCGGUCUGGCCAAAAACGGUGCCGCAUGGUCCAAGGAGAGGGUCGACGCCGACAUCAAACAGCUAAACACGUUCUACCGCGGCGAUGGAUGGUCCAACGACGGGCCCGAGGGCUACAGACAGAUGGACUACUACUCGGGCUCCUUCGCGAUCCAAUACCUCCAGCUCCUGUACGCCAAGCUGGCCGCAGAGACCGACCCAGAGCAGGCCGAAGAGUACAAGAACCGCGCACGACUCUACGCGCAGGACUUCGUCCACUACUUCGCGCCGGACGGCCGCGCCAUCACCUUCGGCCGCUCACUGACGUACCGGUGGGCGAUGGUCGCCUUCUGGGGCGCCGUGGCCUUCGCAGACGUCGAGCUGCCCGCGCCGCUGUCCUGGGGAGCCGUCAGGGGCAUCUGGCUGCGCAACCUGCGCUGGUGGACGACGCAGAAGGACAUCUUCCAGCCCAACGGCAUGCUCACGAUCGGCUACUCGUACCCCAACUACUACCUCGCCGAGAACUACAACUCCCCCGGCUCCCCGUACUGGUGCAUGCUUGCCUUCGCGCCGCUCGCCGUCCCGGAAUCCCACCCCUUCUGGAGCGCGCCCGAGGAGCCCCAUCCGUACGCGGGACAACGCGUCGUGCGUCCGCUGUCCCACCCCCGCCAGAUCGUCAUCAACAGCGGCGGCCACUCCUUCCUGCUCUCCAGCGGGCAGUCGUGCCACUACCCGCUCAAGGCGACGCAGGCCAAGUACGGCAAGUUCGCAUACAGCUCCGCGUUCUCGUACAGCGUGCCGACGGGGUCCUACACGCUGGAGCAGUUCGUGCCGGAGUCGUCGCUCGCGCUGUCCGACGACGGCGGUGAGCUGUGGAAGAUGCGGCGCGCGCUCCACGGCGACUCGGAGAUCGAGCACCACGACGACGGCGUCCCCGUCCUCGUGUCCCGCCAGAAGCCCUGGCCCGACGUCGACGUCCUGACAUACCUCGUGCCGCCCGCUGAGGACACGCCCAACUGGCACCUCCGCGUCCACCGCGUGCGCACCGGCCGCGACGUCCAGACCGCGGAGGGCGCCUUCGCGAUAUACGGGUGCCGGCAGUCGGACGGCAGGAACCUGGGCGAGCUCGACGAGUCGACGUCGGAGGGCGGGGUCGCGGAUUUCAACAGCGCGUUCGCGGCGUCGAGGUCUGGCGCCGUGGGCAUCGCGGAGCUGUGGCGAGGGAAGAGGGAAGGCGAGGUGCUGCUCGCAGACGCGAAUUCAAACCUCGUCGAGGCGCGCUCCGUGCUGCCGACCGUCCAUGCGGAUAUCAAGGCCGGGCAGACGGAGUGGCUCGUCACGGCUGUGUAUGCGCUACCGGCGAGCGUCGAGUGCUGGAAGGACCAGUGGAAGGCUGGGUGGGCUAAGAAGCCCGUCGUGCCCAAGUGGCUCCAGGACAAGAUCUCCGGGCGCUGGGAUUAG